Molecule: messenger RNA, 845 nt
Organism: Panicum hallii
Lineage: Eukaryota; Viridiplantae; Streptophyta; Magnoliopsida; Poales; Poaceae
Product: auxin-responsive protein SAUR76-like
Exons: 1
Coding region: 129-518 (129 amino acids)
Biological process (GO): response to auxin
Source: RefSeq, a predicted model, not a curated record
CUCCCAAUCAUCAACACUCUCUCUAAAACUUCCGCCUCUGUCUCUCUCUCUCUCUCGUUCUUGAAUUGCGCGUGCGCCUGGUGUGCUUUGGCCGCCGUCGCGUGCCGUCGUCGGAGGAGGCGAAGGCAAUGGCGAAGGGCGGGCUGGGGAAGCUGCGGUGCAUGAUCAGGAGGUGGCACUCGUCCAGCCGCAUCGCCCGGGCGCCGUCGCCCGGCGAGGACGGCCACAACGGCGGCGACGCCCGGGGCGCGUCGUUCCACGGCGCCGCGGACGAGGUGCCCAAGGGCCUGCACCCGGUCUACGUCGGCAAGUCGCGCCGCCGGUACCUCAUCGCCGAGGAGCUCGUGGGCCACCCGCUGUUCCAGACCCUCGUCCACCGCACCGGCGGCGCCGCCGAGGCCGGCUGCACCGUGGUCGGCUGCGAGGUCGUCCUCUUCGAGCACCUCCUCUGGAUGCUGGAGAACGCGGACCCGCAGCCGGAGUCCCUCGACGAGCUCGUCGAGUACUACGCGUGCUGAUCGCCGCGAGCCACCGCGCCCGGCCCAGCAGCCGGAGUCGGGAGCCUCUCGAAUCUCCAAGCCGCGGCGGUGAAUCGCUCUGCAAUUCCUGUGUCUUGAGCCGUAGGAUUUAGAGUAGGGGAACCAUUGUUAAUCUUAAUCACCGUGCUGUGCAGCUCACGGACGCUGCUCUUCCGGCUCCGUUGAUUCGAUUCGAUUGCCUCUAGUUUGCUACAAUUUUUUUAAUGCUCUCCUCCUAAUAAGAUCUCUGGAGCCUGGACAGAUGCCUCCAUGUAUAUUGCGAUGCAAAAGAAAAAGAAAAGAAAAAAAGUUGCUCAUUUCGACUCC